AUGUCGGAUCAGUCGCCUGCUUCGAAACGGCUCCGGUUGGGCUCGCUUGCGGACGGCUUCCGCAGUGGUGGAAGAAUACGUCCGUUCGCUGAUUUGAGUACGGGCCGUGCAGCUGAGCAGCAGCAGCAUGCCGCAGCACAGCAGACAGCCAUGCAAAUAAAUUCAGCGGGGCCCGCAGAGGCAGCUGCUGCAGAUACACAGCUGGAGGGGCAGCACCAGGGUGCUGAUGCUUCUGCUGCAGAAGUACGGGAGAGAUGGCGGCGGCAGAAAGCUGCACAGCGUGCGGCAGCCCUUCCUGAACUACGGUUGUUGCAGCGGCAGCAGGACGCUGCACGGCACGCAGCUGCACGUGCUGACCCGGAGGUGAGGGCACAGCAGCGGAUGCAUGACACAGCACAGCAUGCUGCUGCACGGGCUGACCCGGAGGUGAGGGUGCAGCAGCAGUUGCGUGAUGCUGCACAGCAUGCCGCUGCACGUGCUGAUCCGGAGGUGAGGGCGCUCCAGCAGCAGCGGAACACAGCACAGCAUGCCGCUGCACGUGCUGAUCCGGCGGUGAGGGUGCUCCAGCAGCAGCGGAACACAGCACAGCAUGCCGCUGCAUGUGCUGAUCCGGAGGUGAGGGCGCUCCAGCAGCAGCGGAACACAGCACAGCAUGCGGCUGCACGUGCUGAUCUGGAGGUGAGGGCGCUCCAGCAGCAGCGGAACACAGCACAGCAUGCGGCUGCACGUGCUGACCCGGAGGUGAGGGUGCUCCAGCAGCAGCGGAACACAGCACAGCAUGCGGCUGCACGCGCUGACCCGGAGGUAAGGGUGCUUCAGCAGCAGCGGAACACAGCACGGCAUGCAGCUGCACGCCAGGUGCAGCAGCAGAAUCAGCAGGCCACUCCUAAGGAUACCCUCUUGGCUCGCAUGCACCGCCUCCUGCGGUUCGCGAACCUUCAUGGUGAUGACGCCAUUGAUUUGCCCGAGUUUCUGUUGGCACUUCCAGAGGGCCGCGUGCAGGACCUUCCUGGCGGUCAGUUACCGCCUGACAGGCAGGUACCCCACACCGUGCAGCUGCACUGUGCGUCGACCAUGGCUGCUGCCUUGCGCCGGCGCAUGCCCUCCCGUGUCUGUGCUGUGUGCUCAGAGGUGUGCUCGGAGGACCAGUCGACGGUGCUGCACUGGAUGGAGAUUCCCAACGUUGACAUUUUACGUGCAGACGUCAUGUGUACGGCAUCCCGUCGCGCCUUCCGCCGGCGUCCCUGCGCCGCUGGUGCCUCGCCGGGCGCGCGCCGGGAGCGCCCGCCGGGACCGGGAGCGCGCCGUCGAUGUUGUGAAACAAGGCGCGGAAAGGCUGCAUCUGCGACACAAUGCGACAAGCUUUUCUGUACAGUUCAGCUAUGGACGUUGCGCGCAAUUCAGCUGCUUGACCGAAUCACGCAAUUGCGCACGUGUGCCGAAGCGCGCGAUUCGCACACCUCUAAAUGCGCGAUUGAACGUGCAAUUCAGCAUGCAAUUCGCCGCGGGAUUCAGCGCGCGCUUUGGCGCACAAUUCGAUGCGCGCUUCAGCGCGUGCUUCGAUUCUGCGUCGGAAUUAUUGUCUCGCCUGCUUCGAAACGACUCCGGCUUGGCUCGCUGGCGGACGGCUUCCGUGGAAGAAUACGUCCGUUCGCUGAUUUGAGUACGGGCCGUGCACCUGAGCAGCAGCAGCAUGCCGCAGCACAGCAGACAGCCGUGCGAAUAAAUUCAGCGGGGCCUGCAGAGGCUGCUGCUGCAGAUACGCAGCUGGAGGGGCAGCACCAGGAUGCUGAUCCUUCUGCUGCAGAAGUACGGGAGAGAUGGCGGCGGCAGAAAGCUGCGCAGCGUGCGGCAGCCCUUCCUGAGCUACGGUUGUUGCAGCGGCAGCAGGAUGCUGCACGGCACGCAGCUGCACGUGCUGAUCCAGAGGUAAGGGCCCUCCAGCAGCAGCGGAACACAGCACAGCAUGCGGCUGCACGUGCUGACCCGGAGGUAAGGGCGCUCCAGCAGCAGCGGAACACAGCACAGCAUGCGGCUGCACGUGCUGACCCGGAGGCUAAGUUUGCGUGCUAG
Molecule: messenger RNA, 2073 nt
Organism: Volvox carteri f. nagariensis
Lineage: Eukaryota; Viridiplantae; Chlorophyta; Chlorophyceae; Chlamydomonadales; Volvocaceae
Exons: 5
Coding region: 1-2073 (690 amino acids)
Source: RefSeq, a predicted model, not a curated record